CCCUCUCGCUGUUUGGGUGUCUCCCGUUCUCUUGUCUCAGAGUGUUUAUAUGAUAAUCUAUAACUGUAGCUCUGCCCUCUAUUUUCUCUGCAUCUAACUUGAAUCUCUGCAGGAUCUUCAUCAGGUCUCUAUGCAGAUAUGGGUGUUUGUUAUUCUGUUAGCAAGACUGGGGUCUACAUUCACUCCCCAGCCUGCCCCUUGCUCCUUCAACCCCAUGUGCCUCUGCAAGUUCAGAGAGCUGCCCAGGAACACACCACCUAAAAUGGAUGACAUCAACAACAUCAUCCAAGUGAGUUGUGUUGGCAUCCCCUUCUACAGGUUUCCAGAACUUCCCAUGAUUGAACUGGAAAAGUUGGACAUCAUGAGUUCUGGACUGGAUCAGCUGAAUGAAGAGUCACUCGGUGGAGUCAGGGUGGAAGUUAUUCAGCUCAUGGAUAACAGCAUUUUUAAUGUCAAUCAAAAAUCAUUCCAGAUGACUUCAGACAUGGUGAAAUCUAUAGACCUAAGCAACAACCAGCUUCAGGAGAUACCUCUGCAAGCUUUGCGUUAUAUAAAAAACCUGAACCAUCUCUACAUUCAGAGCAACCACGUAGAGCAUAUCAAAACCGAAUUCAGCUCCGAUUGGGGUCGAAUGCAGGAAUCUCUGCUGAGUCUGUACUUGCGAAACAACGGUCUGCGAGAGCUGCCCUCUGACGAGAUGUACUCCCUGUCGAGUCUGCGCAAGGUCAAGUGGCUGGACCUGGACGGCAACAAACUGAAGAGUGUGGAGCCAGGAUCCCUCCCUCCGACACUCGAGGUUCUCAGCCUCUCCAACAACUACCUCACCCGCUUCCCAGGCAAGGCCAUCGACCUCCUCCACCACCUUACCUCCCUUAGCCUAAAUGAUAACAACAUCGCCACCAUCGACUUCACAUUCACCAACAAAAAACGCUUGGACCAGUUGGAUCUCAGUGGAAACGGACUUACCAAUGUAGACAACUUGUUCAAUGGCACUCUGACUCUAGGAGGGAUCGGGCUGGAACACAACAAGUUGAUGAAUCUUUCAUUUCAGACCUUCAAAGGACUCAGUCUUCAGAGAGUCAAUCUAGACCAUAACAAACUCGAGUUCAUAGAUGAAAGAGCUUUUGCCGGGGUUUCAAACACUCUUGAGUUUAUCAGCUUACGGGGGAACAAUAUAAUGAAUGUUCCUAAAGCGUUUUCUCAGCUUAAAAAAAUCAAACACUUAGACAUAUCCUCGAAUGGCAUCAAAAGAAUUGAAGAGGACGCUUUCAGUACCUUUUUUGAUACUCUUCGAUAUCUACUUUUAUCCGGAAACCAUUUAACAGGAGUACCUACUAUUGCUUUAAAGGGAUUCACUAAACUAGCACAAUUAGAUCUGAGCUACAACUCGAUAGAAGCUAUCACAGUAGAUGACUUUAAAGGAUGGGGAAAAUCUAUAGAUACUCUGUUCCUUCAAAGCAACAAAUUGAGCUAUUUACCUGAGAAUGCUUUUGAGCACACCCCUCAGCUUCAAGAGUUAAAUUUGUCAUUUAACAACAUCAAAGAUAUACACACUACAGCAUUUUCUAAACUGGCUGAUAGUCUGUACAAGUUAGAUAUGAGUUUUAUGCAAACCAAAGAAUUCCCGGAGGAGGCUUUAAAACCUCUCACAUCAAUCACAAUACUGUUCUUAGAUAACAACGCUAUAACUGCGUUGCCCAAGACUGCUUUCUACAGUUUCGGCAAGCUACACUAUCUGGACUUGGAGCACAACAAACUCACGACUCUACCGGUCGGGCUAUUCCAUAGCAACGUACACAAACAACUCCACGACGUAUGGCUGUCGUACAACUUGAUAUCCACCAUCGAGACCAACAUGUUCACUUCUCUCAGUGAGCUACGCUCUGUUGCACUCACCGGAAACUACAUCAAAGUCAUCAAAACGUACACCUUCGUACAACUUCCCAACUUGAUCACAGUUUCCUUAUCAGAAAAUCAGAUUUCAGUCGUCUCUGAGCACGCAUUCAUCGACAUUCCUCGCAUCCUGAGACUUGAUUUACAGAACAACCUCAUGAGAGAGUUUUCUCUCAGCGUCUUCCAGAACGUAUCGACUAGUCAGUUCCCCAUGGCCUUGAAUCUAUCCUACAAUUUAAUAUCGAACUUGUUUGUCAGUGAGACGCAAAGCCCAUUAUUUAUCAAAGUACUGGAUUUAACCAACAAUCAUCUGACAGAGGUCCCUGUGAACUUUCUGAAUGCGGUGUCACCCAGUCUGCGACAACUCCAUCUGUGUCACAAUAUGAUAACACACUUGCACAACACGGCUUUUGGUAACUUGGCUCUUCUCACUAUGUUGGAUAUAAGUAAUAACCAAAUCAAGGGCUUGCACAAAAAGGCGUUCAUCGGUAUCGAACACGUUCAAUACUUGGACAUGUCACACAAUAAUAUUGAACAGCUACAUGUGCAACAGUUUUCUCUAAUAGGGAAGCUGCGUAUAAUAAACCUUUCAUUCAACACCAUCCGUUCUCUACCGAGGGAUACGUUUCUGGGUUCUAAAUUAGAGAAAGUCGACCUUUCAAAUAACAAAUUCGUAGCUAUGCCUUCGGGUGCACUUGCCGAAAUAGGAUACACUUUGAGGCAUCUGGAUAUUUCUUAUAAUUUUAUAGAACAUCUGGACAGCACCAUGUUCGCUGACACACCAUUUUUAACUGUUCUCAACCUGCGUCACAACAAACUGUCCAUUCUUCCUGACAAUGUGUUUUCCACAGUACAGUCGAUAUUAAAAUUAGAUCUUUCCGGUAAUCCAAUAAGGGCAAACUUCAAACACAUUUUUUACCAUACACAAAAACUCAGAGUCUUAAAUUUGGCAGAAACUUUGCUAAAAUCCGUUCCCAUCUUACCUCUCCCUUAUUUACUGGAGUUGAACUUGUCAUCAAAUUUUAUAGCAGAGAUCGAUCCUUUUUCCAUAAAACAGUUGUAUCAAUUGAGAUCACUGGAAAUAAGCAACAAUCUCCUGACAUCCUUGCCUUCACAGACCUGGCACUUCCUCCCCUUCCUCAAACACCUGGACAUUUCUCAUAACCUCAUCAAGAUCCUAACUAAAGACAGUUUCUCUGGGAUGGGUUCCCUGGAGCACCUCAAUAUUGAGAACCUGCCUUUCCUGGAAAGGAUGGAUUCUGGAACACUUUCCAACCAAACGAUGCUGAAGUCCUUGCAAGUGCAAACUUGGCCUCAAAUAGAGAAGUACCGAUUCCGCUUGGCCAGUGUUUUAACAACAAUCCCUUCACUGGAGAAACUGUCUGUCAACAUCCAAGAGGACAUUCUGUCCGACCAACUCCUUGGGGGAUUCAGUCCUCACUUGAAGGAGUUGAGGAUCACUGGUGAGAACCUGACAGCCAUCAAUCCUGAGUCCUUGGAUGGACUGGAGGACAACAGAGGUCUGGUCCUGUCCAUCUCACACACGGCCAUCAACAGUCUGCCGGAACAGUUGAUCACCAAACUGUUGAAGAUCAAACACCUCACGCUGGACCUCAGCCAUAACCAGUUCACCACCUUCAGCAUGGACCAGUUCUACAAACAACCGACCACUUGGGAGAACUACGGAACCAACCUGAUCUCAGGGGGGCUGAUCCUGAACGGAAACCAAUGGAUGUGUGAUGGGUCAUUACUGCGUGUAGCACAAUGGCUGCGCCGCUGGCUAAGGGAGCAAGUGCGUUCCACAGUGCUGGAUGUGCGGCUGCGUGCCGUAGCACAAAUACGCAAAGCCACCUGCCUCACUCCUGACACUGGGCAGCUCAAGAGCAUAUUUGAUCUUCAGCCAGAGGAUGUUUCAGUGUUCGAGAAAAGCUCCAGCCCAUCCAUAAAAAUUACCAAAUACCUGGUUAUAAUUGUGUGUUUUUGUAAUUAUAUUAUCAGAUAGUAUA
Messenger RNA from Homalodisca vitripennis (glassy-winged sharpshooter), 3899 nucleotides. RefSeq names its product chaoptin-like. NCBI's taxonomy places the organism in Eukaryota, Metazoa, Arthropoda, Insecta, Hemiptera, Cicadellidae. The record is from RefSeq and is a predicted model, not a curated record. The transcript has 7 exons. Gene Ontology annotation, molecular function: protein binding. The coding region runs from base 131 to 3895 and encodes 1254 amino acids.